Cavenderia fasciculata is the source of this 252-nucleotide messenger RNA. RefSeq lists its product as uncharacterized. The record is from RefSeq and is a predicted model, not a curated record. The coding region runs from base 1 to 252 and encodes 83 amino acids. The transcript is spliced from 3 exons. NCBI's taxonomy places the organism in Eukaryota, Evosea, Eumycetozoa, Acytosteliales, Cavenderiaceae.
AUGUCUGAACCAACUAAUCCUAUUGAUGCUCCUGCACCUCUUGUACCACUCAAACUUAAACACAAACUUCAUGUUGGAGAAUUACUUGUCUCAAAUGAUCCACUCCACAACAGAUUAGUCUCUGUUGGUGGUCAUUUCACAGCUAUCCUCCAAGAAGAUGGAAAUGGUCAAUUGGUCGUCAAAGAUAGUCUCAACGUUCAACUCUAUCAAUCCAAGAAUCGUACUUUACCAAAUGUUAAUCAUACUCAUUAA